Molecule: messenger RNA, 1299 nt
Organism: Anneissia japonica
Lineage: Eukaryota; Metazoa; Echinodermata; Crinoidea; Comatulida; Comatulidae
Product: nuclease EXOG, mitochondrial-like
Exons: 5
Coding region: 248-1228 (326 amino acids)
Biological process (GO): apoptotic DNA fragmentation
Cellular component (GO): nucleus; mitochondrial inner membrane
Molecular function (GO): single-stranded DNA endonuclease activity; nucleic acid binding; RNA endonuclease activity
Source: RefSeq, a predicted model, not a curated record
CGGAUACAUUGCAGUUUGAGGGAAGGAAGCAGGAAGUUCAGCAGAUUCUCGAGACACAACCAACUGUAUACUUUAUAUACCUGAACCAACCACUGAUCUCUACAUAACUAUAUUAUAGUUAGUAGAGAUCAGUGGACACAGCACAGCAUGUUUCGGGGUUGUUUUACUCGGAAGAACUUAGUUUUUGGUGCAACGUCAUCUUUUAUUUUAAUUGGAUUUGUGGGUUUGGUUCAGCAAAAAAGCAAAGAUGAUUCAUAUACCGACACAAAUCAAAAGAUGUGAUACGAAAACCGAAGUUGAUAAACAGAAAGAGUUACGAGGAGCAUCAAUUCUUAAAUAUGGGGCACCAGACAGAGGACAAGAUGUGCGCUUUUAUAUAAAUCAUGUGAUAGGAUAUGAUCAAGAGAAGAGAAUUCCUAACUGGGUGGCUGAGCACAUAACAGUUGACCAUCUGAAUGGCUCUGCUGUACGUAAACAUUCACAUUUCAAAGAGGAUACAAAUAUCCCUGAGUUAUUUAGAUCAUCAAACAGUGACUACGAAAACAGUGGCUGGUCAAGGGGUCACAUGGCACCUGCUUCUGAUAGCAAAUAUAGUCAGGCUGCAAUGGAUGAGACAUUCUUGUUCUCCAAUAUUGUUCCCCAAGACAUUGAUAAUAAUGAUGAUUUCUGGGGUCCUUUUGAAAGCUACUGUAGAGAUCUUACCCAACGCUUUGAUGAUGUUCGAAUCAUUACUGGACCAUUGUUUGUUCCCAGCCUUAAGGAAGAUGGAAAAUUAUUCAUGAAAUAUGAGGUGGUUGGUGCUCACCAGGUCGCUGUUCCAACUCAUUUGUACAAGAUUGUUACUGUUGAAAAUACGUCAAGCAAACUUGUAGGUGUUGGUGCUUUCAUUGUUCCCAAUCAACCAAUCUCCAGUGAUCAUGCAAAUCUCACUGAAUAUCAAGUUCCACUUGAAGAUCUAGAAAAAAAAACUGGAUUCACAUUCCUACCAACAUUAGAUUUGAGCCAGACAGAAAACUUAUGUAGUAUUGAUACGUGCAAAUUAAUGUCUGCUAAAGAUUUGCAAAAGUUUGUUAUACGUAAGAAGCUCCAAAGGGCUUCAGAUUUCUGUCAACUUGAAAAAGUCUGGAAAGAAAUGGAGAAGAAAAGAAUCAGCCCAGAGAAGAUUGAUCAUGAUUUAUAUGCAAAGAAAAAAGAAGAAAUAAUGAAUCAAGAAAGUAAAAAAGGUUAAAUCAUGCAGAUUACAGGCGUGGUGCUAUGAUGAUUAUAAAUAAUAUUGUUGCUAAGAAAAAGAGAAAUAAU